Trichoplax adhaerens is the source of this 2991-nucleotide messenger RNA. RefSeq lists its product as uncharacterized. Gene Ontology annotation, cellular component: nucleus. Gene Ontology annotation, biological process: DNA-templated transcription. The transcript has 15 exons. Lineage: Eukaryota; Metazoa; Placozoa; Uniplacotomia; Trichoplacea; Trichoplacidae. The coding region runs from base 1 to 2991 and encodes 996 amino acids. The record is from RefSeq and is a predicted model, not a curated record.
AUGAUUUCAAACAACAGUAAUAGUAAUGACAAUAGUGUAAAGCAAGGUCAUAGCUAUGGUACUCGACGAAAAAGGAAAAUGGAUGCAGAUGCCGAGCUGAAAGCUCACUCAUCAAGCCAUAAUUGCUCUACAGGAGAGACAAGCCUUGAUCCAGCGAUCGAUAACAACAGUAAUCCAACACCUACCAUGAUUGCAAAACAAGCUCAAAUCAAUACUACAAAUGCUGAUAAAUCAUCUUCAAAUCAUGCUCAACAACAUUUAUACUGUAUCUGUCAGAAACCACAUAAUCGAAGAUUUAUGAUUUGUUGCGAUCGAUGCGAAGAAUGGUAUCAUGGCUCAUGUGUUGGCAUUAAUGCUGCAAAAGCUCGCAUCAUGGAAGAACAGAAAGAAGACUUUAUUUGUACAAAGUGUCUCCAAACAUCAAACCAAGUUGAUCCCCUUCCAAUCCAAGUAUCGCGAAAAGAUGAUCAGGCCUCUCAAGAUAUUCCUAACCAAGACAUAAGUAAGAGUACAGAUGAUGAGUUGCCAAAACUUGCUCAUGAUAAGCCAACGGAACAAAUUCAACCAGUUCCAACGGUAAUAGAAAAGAUCGAUGAACCUGAACAGACAGAAUUAAGAUCAAGUAUGAGGAAUCGGAAAAGUAACAAAAGAAAGAGUAUUUCUGAUAACCACAAGCCAACUAAGAUAAAGAGUCAAGCUGAAGAAGAGAAAGUUGAUCAACUGACAACAUUAUCUAAGAUGGAUUCCGAAAAUGAUCAAGUUAUUGAGAAACAUAUAAAAAAAGUUAGACAAGCUAGUACGAGACCUAAGGUAAAUUUCAAAAGUGAUCAGCCUAAAGAACAGACAAAACUUGAUCAUGUAGUUACAAAAGUUAGGAUGGAUACCGAAAGUGAUCAGGUCAAGGGAAUGCAAACAGCUUCAGAUCAAGUUACUGCUAAGUCUAAGGUGAAAUCCGGAAAUGAUCAAGUUAAGAGUAAACAAACAAAAUCCGAUCAUGUAAUUGCAAAAUCUAAAGUGGAAUGCGAAAAUGACCAAGUUAAGAAAAAACUGAUAAGAUCCGAUCAAGCGAUCACAAAAUCGAAAGUGGAAUACGAAAAUGACCAAGUUAAGAAAAAAACAGUAAGAUCCGAUCAAGCAAUCAUAAAAUCUGAAGCCAAUAUUGACAAGAAUCAAGUUAAGAGAAAAUUGGUGAAAUUUAAAGCGGAUUCCGAAAAUGAUCAGAUUAAGAAAAAACCGGCAAAAUCCCAGCAGACAAAUAUAAAGUCUAAAGCGGAAUCUCAAAGCGAUCAAGUUCAGAUAAAGCAUACGAAAUCUGAUCAAACAAUUGCAAAACCUAAAGUAGACUCUAAAAAUGAUCAAGUUAAGGGAAAAUACGCAAAGCAAGAUCAAGUAAUUACAAAAACUAUAACUGAUCCUAAAGAUAACAGAGUCAAGGGAAAAAAAGAUUUACGUGACGGUGGGAGGAAAUCUGUGAAAACUACAGGGGAGCUGCAUUACGAUAGUCCUGUCAGGGAAAACAUCUACAAAGCUUUCCGAGAUAUUUUGUCAAAGGUUGCGGAAAAAAUUGCUAUCCAAAUGAGUGUCGUCAGUAAACUGUCGAAAGAUAUCGAGGAACAAUUAUUUAAUUUGUUUAAUGACACUGGGUCUCGCUAUAAAAACAAGUAUAGAAGUCUAUCGUUUAAUUUGAAGGACGAAAAAAAUAAGGCUUUGGUCGAGCGGAUUUUGCACGGUGAUAUAUCGCCUUCUAAGCUUGUCAGGAUGACCUCUGAAGAACUAGCAAAUAAAGAACUUGCUCAGUGGAGAGAAAAGGAAACCAAAAAAAAUAUUGAGAUGAUCAAACUGGCACAAACGGAAAAUGUUGUUACCGUACUAAAGAAAAAUCAUAAGGGGGAAUUCGUCGUAAACGAUGAGAAAUUUGCUCCAUCUGAGCCUACAGAGCCGAUAAGAGCUUCAUCAAACAGUGAUAGUGACAAUAAAAUUGAUACUACAGUUAAUCACGACAAACAUGUCUUCGAUGUUGACUGCAAGAUAUGCAUCGGUCGGAUAAAACCAAAGCAUGAAGUUCGAAUUAAUACAGUGAAAUCAAUAGAAUCAGAUAUUUCUGGCCCAUCUUUUAGCGACAUGAAUCUUACAGCCAUGACAGAAAUAAAUCAAGAACAUGAUGAUAAUGACGAUAAUGAUAUCUUCUACAAUGAUGGCAAUGAAGAAUAUAUGAAACUGGACGGAAGUGAAGAUCAGUCAAUACUAAAUAGUGAUAUUGUAUGGUCUGGUAUGAUUUCCAUGCCAGGUAUCGCAGAGUUUACGGCUUCGGCAUACAUUGCUCAUGGUUUAAGUGAAGACGUAAUAGAGGAUAUCUUUGUGUUGCGUAUAAAAACUAUUAACAGCGAUGAGCUUGCUGGCUAUAUUUCAUUGCAUUCGUAUCUAAGUACAAAGAGCCGAUGUGCAGUUAUUGGUAAUUGUCCGAAAAUUGUAAAGGAUAUGUACUUAAUUCCUGUUACCUCCAAUUGUCCGCUACCAGGAAGUUUUAAAGGACUUCUAGAUUCCAGAAAUGAGUUAAUAAACGAACGAAGUUUGCCUAGCCAAGAAGAAAUUUGGAAUCGCAAUGAACAAACAGAUUAUACAAGUUAUGAUGAGGGUGGUAUGCGUUCAGAUUUUUCAGAUAGAGGACGACAAUACAUGAAUGAAGACUUUAGACCUGUUGAUAACGAAUAUCACCAUCCUUCCGAUCAUUAUAGUAUGAUAGAUAACAACCAAUUUAGACCACCUCAUCCACAAUGGCGAGAAUCCUUUGUUCCACAUCGGUAUCACGAUUUUGUGCCUCAUCGUGCUGCACAGCAUCCUGAAUAUCAUGGUGGAAGGAUGGGACCUAAUUUUCAUCCAAAUUUCGAUCGUCGUCCUCCCUAUCCUGAAAUGAUCGACCGUAAUAGAUGGCCUAGAGCUAUUGCAACAUAUCAUCGGAGGAAUCGUGGUGGCAGAGAUAGGCGAUUUUAA